Messenger RNA from Beta vulgaris subsp. vulgaris (sugar beet), 937 nucleotides. RefSeq names its product 18.2 kDa class I heat shock protein. Gene Ontology annotation, biological process: protein folding; response to salt stress; response to hydrogen peroxide. The transcript has a single exon. The coding region runs from base 252 to 728 and encodes 158 amino acids. The record is from RefSeq and is a predicted model, not a curated record. NCBI's taxonomy places the organism in Eukaryota, Viridiplantae, Streptophyta, Magnoliopsida, Caryophyllales, Amaranthaceae.
GAGUAUGUUCCUGCGACUAUCUGGAAUCUGGAAAGACCCCAAAUAUUCGAGAUAAAACAUGAACCGAAACAUAAGGAAUGUUCAAGAUACUCCUCUCCAGUCACCACUUCCUAUAAAUAUCCACCCCAAUUCAUCUCUCACCAUCAUCAACAACAAAUCCAAUCAUCGUGCAAUCUUAUAGCUUUCAAUCAAUCCACAAAAAUCACUUACAUCUUCAACAUCAAAAUAAAAAAACAACAAUCAAUUCAACAAUGUCGCUAAUUCCAACCUUCUUCGAAAACAGACGAAGCAACAUCUUCGACCCAUUCUCCCUUGAUUUAUGGGACCCUUUUCAUGGUUUCCCCUUCAACAACACUUCUCAAUCUCUCUCCUCUGACCGAAACACCGCAGCAUUUGUGAAUGCCCGAAUAGACUGGAAAGAAACUCCGGAAGCCCAUAUUUUCAUGGCGGAUUUACCCGGAUUAAAGAAGGAAGAAGUCAAAGUUGAGGUGGAAGAUGGAAAAGUGCUCCAAGUCAGCGGAGAGAGAAACAGGGAACAAGAGGAGAAGAAUGAUAAGUGGCAUAGAGUUGAGCGGAGUUCUGGAAAGUUCUUGAGGAGGUUUAGGUUGCCGGAUAAUGCGAAAAUGGAGGAAAUUAAAGCUAAUAUGGAGAAUGGUGUUUUAACUGUUACUGUUCCAAAGAUAGAAGAGAAGAAACCUCAGGUCAAGUCUAUUGAUAUCUCUACCUAAAUAAAUCAUACUUAAUUCUACUGUGUUAUGGUUUAUGAUUAUUCAAAGAAAAAUAUAAGAAUGAGAUGUGUUUUGGUUUCUUUGAUUAGUGACUUUGUGUUAAUCACUGUGGAGUCGUCUUUGAUUUGUUGUCUACCUGUAAGUCUGUAACCACUGUCCACUGAUCUUUUAUCAGUGUUGUAAUAAAAGUGAGUUGUUUUUAUUUGAAA